CUCCGAUACAGAGGAGAGAGGACUGCAAAAGCACAAAGCGCAGACAUCCUCUGCUACUCUGCGCCUCCUGACGAUCCUGAGUUCCUGCUUCCAGCAAUCCAGCUUCCACCUCGAGAAUUCACUCACUUGUCAGCACACAGUCCAGUUCGGUGACCUCGUGUCCUACUCCUACCCCAUCCGGCCAUACAUUAGCAGGCAGUAACCGGGUAGUACUAGCGCUUCCGUCUUCGUCUCUGCUCUCCCAACCUCGCAAGGACACAGGCCACACCGGUCUCCUUUGUCUUUCCGGCGCGCAAGCAAAUUAUUCCUUUGGAGCAACCCCGGUGGCCGGUGCACUUCAGCACUUCUGUUGUGCGGCCGUGCAAGAAACCGCUGCCCUCCAUGGACAACAUGGAGCUGGAGGGGAGGCCGAGGCAGCCGCUGAUGCUAAAGGAGUGGCUGGAGCUGGAGUACAGCGCGGAGCUCUCCCGCGACGACGGCUUCGGCUGCUACCCGCGGCACCUCGCCACCGAGGCCCGGACCCGGACCCGGAGCGCCGGCUGCAGGCGGAGGAGGAGAAACGGCGACGUCAUCGCCAGGGUCUCGGCUGCGGUGAGGGCCGCGCUGUCCCGCCCCCCGCCGUCGGCAUCGGCACGUAAGGGGCUGCGAGUGGUGGGGUUCUGGAAGAAGCGGAGGGGUGAGGUGGAGGAGAUGGACAGGCACAGGCCGGUGGCCAGCUGCUCUGCCACUGCUGCGAGCUCUGCAAGGAAUGAUGGAGCGUCUUCGCCGGCGGCAACGUCUCCGCGGCGGCGCAUGGGUCGGGAGAGUAGCCAGGCCGGUGGCGAUCGCGCAGGUCUCAACGGCGGUCGUCGGAGCCAUGAUACAGCGGUUGAGGUUGAGGGAGGCGAGCGCAAGGCAACGUGCCACCUGGACGAGGAGCGGGGACAGGAGCAGAGGUUGAGCCCAGUUUCGGUGAUGGAUUUCCAAAGCCAAGACGGAGACGACGACUGCAACGACAGCGGCGGCUGCGAUGAUGGCCACAGCGACGACGAGGGCACGUCACCGACGUUUGAGCGAAGCCUGACCAGCAUCCGAAGAGCAAGCCAGCAGUUGCUGGACAGAAUCCGGCGAUUCGAGCAGCUGGCGGAGCUGGACACUUCCGACGUGGACGACGCCACCACGACCGCGGAUGACACGAGCUACCACGCCGGGGAACUGGACUCAGCCGGAGGCGAUGAAGACGCUGAACGUGGGCUUGUACAGCAGGACCUGCCACUGCCAGGACUCCCGGUCCCGGAAGCGGGCUCGCCGUGUGCCGCCCACAGCUUCAGGAAGCUUCUAGAAGAUUUCUUUCGUGAAGGCCUGUCCUCGUGCCAUGCUGGAGGGUCGAACGACUCGGACCUCGAGACGUCAUUGCUGGAGACUGCCAAGGCGUGGCUGGAUGGGCGACAUUACUGCGCCCCGAGGUCGGAUCAGAAGGCGGAGGUGGAGGGGAUCGAGCAGCUUGGACGGUGGAGAUGUUUCAGAGAAGAUGAACAUGAGCUGUUGAGCUUUGACGUGGAGGGUGAUAUAUUCUGCUGUUUGAUCGAAGAAUUAGUUGAGGAAUUGUGCUGAUCGUUGAAGAUUUUGUGGUCUUGCACGUUGUCAAAAAUGUUUACUGGAAACUUUUACAUAUUCACGUCCCGGGUCUUGAGAUAUCCCGCCAAAGGGAGUUACUAGUUAGCUAUUAGUACUUCAGAGUUCAGAGAAUUCCAAACAUGAGCACGGUUGCUUACCCGAUCUGUAAUAACGCUCUGCUUUAUGAGCACAAAUAUAGGCCUUAUUUAGAUGUUAAAUCUUUUUGGAUUUGACUACUGUAGUUUUUCGUUUGUAUUAUCCAAUUAUAGACUAACUAGACUUAAAAAAUUCGU
Molecule: messenger RNA, 1889 nt
Organism: Sorghum bicolor (sorghum)
Lineage: Eukaryota; Viridiplantae; Streptophyta; Magnoliopsida; Poales; Poaceae
Exons: 3
Coding region: 382-1593 (403 amino acids)
Source: RefSeq, a predicted model, not a curated record